GUUCAUUGUGUAAAGAGGGCUUUAUUCAGCUGGCGUCGGGAUGAAGCCAUGACAUUAUACAAUAUGUAUAUAUUUUGGAAUUAAAGUGACACCGACUGCAUCCUAGCCAGACUAGUACUGUUUCUAUUGAGUGUCUCCAGUUCCAACUUGCUUGCCAGGGCGACCCGGGAGUGGGAAACUAAAUGGAUGGCAAUGCAUAGCUGACGAGCGUGCGUGCGCUGUAAACUUUACACUCUAGCGCCCUCUGCUGUAAAUUUGUCAUUUGCAUCAAGAAAUCUCGUAAUCGGCUGGAGGUCAUUUCAGCCACACGGCUAGCGAGCUAACAAACUACAUAUUUUAAAGUAUAAUUGGCGAAAUUGUCACCCAACUUCAAGGUUGCCAGCAAGUACUUAGUCGGUCGUAACUAUAUUGGGAGUAAUGUCGCAUUCAUCUUCGGGAUUCACAGACACGUCGCAGCCAUACGACGGGGCACAGCCCGAACAGAAUCCAGCGCUUACGGCAGGCUACGUACCUACGGAGGAAGAGAAACGAGUCUUUAAAGAAUGCAACCAAGAAAGCUUCAUGUACAGAUCUCUGCCGUUCUCUGCAGUGGCAGUGGGAGUAACUCAGGUGCUUGUUGCCAAAGGAGUCCUCGCACCCUCGCCACGCUUCGGGUCCUUGCCGAAAAUAAUUUUUGCUGGGAUGGUUGGGUAUAUAGGAGGGAAGAUUUCCUAUGCAAAGGUAUGCCAGGAGAAGUUCAAAAACCUGGAGAAUUCACCACUGGGUGAAGCCUUGAGACAAGGGCGUCGCCAGAUACCCCAACAGUUUGCUCCUCAGACCCAAUCAGAGAUGGGGGAUCCCCAGCAGGCUGCUUAUGUCCCUAUUCCUGCCUCAGACUCCUUCAGCAAUGACCUCUCCUCGGCCUAUCAGCCGCCUGCAUUCAGCGACUCUGCCCCCUCGGCACCUGGUGAUGACAUAAUCAACCCUCCAGCACCGUCGUACCUGGAGGAUGAAGGCCCCAGGAGGGACCCUGUUAUGUAUGAGAACCUCCGCAGCCGGAACCGAGAGCACUACGAGGUCAACAUGACCCAGAAGGCCGACGCUUCUCUGCAGCCUCGGGCAGGGCGGGCUGGCCCCCAUGCAGAAGUGAAAAAGAACAAGUAUGGAGACACAUGGGAUGAGUGAGUGUGUGUGAGUGUUAAAGAGAGAGGAGAGGGAGGAAUUUGUGUUAAAGAGAGAGGAGAGGGAGGAGUUUGUGUUGAAGAGAGAGGGAGCAGUUGAGAGCGGAAACGUUAGUGUGUGUCUGUUAGAGAAAGUGAGAGUGUGUAAGGAGAGAGAGGGAUGAUGUCUAUUAAGGAGAAAGUGUGUGUGUGUUGAGAGGGAGAGUGUGUGCUUUGUCAUCUUGGGUCAUGUGAUCCUCUCCAGACACCAGUCAGUACCUGAUCACCUGCACUGUGUUUGUCAUAAUGUGAUGCUGCUUAAUAAACCAAAUUGGUUUAGCCUA
Messenger RNA from Hypomesus transpacificus, 1483 nucleotides. RefSeq names its product OCIA domain containing 1 (gene ociad1). Gene Ontology annotation, cellular component: endosome. The transcript is spliced from 8 exons. Lineage: Eukaryota; Metazoa; Chordata; Actinopteri; Osmeriformes; Osmeridae. The record is from RefSeq and is a predicted model, not a curated record. Bases 418 to 1164 code for a protein of 248 amino acids.